AUGGCCAAAACUGCAGUUGCAUACAAGGAGAAGAUGAAGGAGCUGUCUGUCUUCUCACUCAUUUGCUCCUGUCUCUAUCCGGAAACACGCAAAAACCUUGUCUGUGAAUUUGAAGAUAUGGAGGUAAAGCCCAUUAACAAACGGGCCUCUGGCCAGGCCUUUGAGGUCAUCCUCAAACCUCCCUCGCCCACGUCCGAUGCCUCCCACACCAUCACCUCUCCGCCCAAGAAGAGGGAUGUUUCUCUGGAGGACAUCCAGAAGAAACUGGAGGCAGCUGAGGAUCGAAGGAGAUCUCAGGAAGCCCAGGUGCUGAAGGCUUUGGCUGAGAAGCGAGAGCAUGAGAGGGAUGUGCUUCUCAAAGCCAUGGAGGAAAACAGCAACUUUAGCAGAAUGGCUGAGGAGAAGCUCUGCCUGAAGAUGGAGCAGAUCAAGGAGAACCGCGAGGCACAACUCGCAGCCCUGAUGGAGCGCCUCCACGAGAGGGAGAGACAUGCCGCGGUGGUGCGCAGGAACAAGGAGCUGAGGGAAGAGCUAACAGCGUGA
Molecule: messenger RNA, 543 nt
Organism: Chanos chanos (milkfish)
Lineage: Eukaryota; Metazoa; Chordata; Actinopteri; Gonorynchiformes; Chanidae
Gene: stmn2a
Product: stathmin 2a
Exons: 5
Coding region: 1-543 (180 amino acids)
Biological process (GO): microtubule depolymerization; neuron projection development; regulation of microtubule polymerization or depolymerization
Cellular component (GO): growth cone; neuron projection; cytoplasm
Molecular function (GO): tubulin binding
Source: RefSeq, a predicted model, not a curated record